AUGAGCACGUCCACUCUUCGUCUGGGCCUGCCCACAGUAGGGCACGCUCCAUCUCUGUCAUCUCGUACAAACCCGUCCGAGAGGCAUGCUCUCACCUCCUCGUCCUCACAGCGCUGCGCCGCAUCUGCGAUCCGGACGUCGUCGCUGGUCCUCUCGUUUCUACUGCUCCUCUUUGUCCAGCCGUCUGCGCAGCAGAGGGAUCCCGUGAGCGACUUUUGCCGACGCUUCGGGCACCAGACGGCCGUUGUUGACAAUAAGCUCUUCAUUGACGGAGGCAUCCUGAACUGGAGCCCUGUGGCUGGCAAUUACACGAACACAUGGCUUCUCUACCAGGACCUCACCGAGGUCGCCGAGUCGGGCAUGCCACAGCUCCACGCAAAUCUCAGCAAGAACGCGACGAUCCCGAGCGUCCACGGCGGCGCGCUGUGGGGCGACGACGUGAACAAGAGGAUCUACCUUUUCGGCGGUGAGUAUCUCCAGGACGCACCGUCAGCGCACUUUGAGCUCUUCGCCUACGACAUCCUCCACGACCAAUGGGACGCGCUCGGCCCGCCGCUGAGCCGCGACAUCCAGAGCGCGAGCUAUGGCGCCGGCGUCGCCGUGUCGAGCCGCGGCGAAGGCUACUAUUUCGGCGGCUGGCUCAGCAAUGCCUCAGUUCCCGAUUGGGGCGCCGGCCCGCCCGUCGCCACGACAGGGCUCGUCCGGUACUCGAUGGACUCGAACGAAUGGGCCAACGUCACGGGUCCGGACGCGAUCCGGCGCGCCGAGGGCGCCAUGGUGUACAUCCCCGCCGGCGACGCCGGCAUGUUGGUGUACCUCGGCGGCGUGCAGGAUCUAUACCAGAACGGGACGGCCACGGCGCAGCCCAUGGACGAGGUGUUUCUGUACGACGUGCUGAGCAGCAAGUGGUAUACCCAGGAGACGACGGGCACAACGCCUGAGAGGAGGAGGCGCUUCUGCGCUGGCGUGACCUGGGCGGAAGAUCAGUCCUCGUAUAACAUAUAUCUUUAUGGCGGUGCUCCGCCGCCCGAAGAUGAGCCCGGGGCUGGCUUCGACGACCUCUACAUCUUGUCCAUGCCCUCGUUCACCUGGAUCAAGAUGUAUCCGAAUUCCACCGACACGGGCGACUUCCCGCACCACUCCCUGUCGUGCAACAUGGCGCCCGGUGGCGCCCAGAUGCUUAUCAUCGGCGGCAGCUUUCCCACGACGCAGGACUGCGACACGCCGGGUCAGUGGGGCACGCACAAUGCCGACCUCGGCCGCCAGAACAACAACAGCAGCCCCUGGGAGCUCUUUGUCCCGAAUAAGACGUCGUACGCCGUGCCCACCGACAUCCUCUCCGUCAUCGGCGGCGCAGCUACCGGCGGUGCCACCAAGACGGCGCCGGCGUCCGGAUUCGGGCACCGCGACCUGGCGGUGCUCAUGACGCGCAAGGCGGACGUGGCGGCGCGAACGCCAACGCGGGACGUUGAGCGCGGCGCCGACGGCGAUGGAGGAGCGGGUUCGGGACCAGCCCUGUCGACGGGUGCUAUUAUCGGCAUUGCGCUCGGCGGCCUCGCUCUCCUCGCGGCGCUGUUCGCAGGCGGCUGCUGCAUCGCUCGGCGCCGCAGGGCGAAGCGGAAAGGCGCAGUUCCAGCAGGCGGUUGCGCCCUACCACGCCCCGACGUCCGAGAUGGCGUGGUCUCCUACCCAGACGACGACCUUUUCAUCGAGCCCCUCGCCCCACGUGCAGGUCCUGUCUCGGCCCGCAGACCGUUCCGCCAUAUGUCGGGCCACCCGUCGAGCUGCCGUCGGAUACUGGGCAGAGGCAGUACCAGUCUGGGUACUUUGCCGAGCAGGCGUCUCAGCAGCAUCAGUACGUGCAGAGGUCGAUGCCAGCGCACGAAGUCAGCGGGUUGCCCAAAGCCGACGUCGCCAGCAGAACCAGCAGCAGCGCCAGCAGUACAGUCCCGCCACGCCAGGCAGUGA
Molecule: messenger RNA, 1968 nt
Organism: Verticillium alfalfae VaMs.102
Lineage: Eukaryota; Fungi; Ascomycota; Sordariomycetes; Glomerellales; Plectosphaerellaceae
Exons: 4
Coding region: 1-1968 (655 amino acids)
Molecular function (GO): protein binding
Source: RefSeq, a predicted model, not a curated record